Linum tenue is the source of this 282-nucleotide messenger RNA. The record is from the annotation of a GenBank genome assembly. Lineage: Eukaryota; Viridiplantae; Streptophyta; Magnoliopsida; Malpighiales; Linaceae.
AUGGAGGCAGAUCAGUUUCGAGCAAAUGGAUACUCUGAGAUAGAACGAGAAAAAGUAAAUUUGAUUCAUUCAACUUCUAAGACUUUGGAACAAUUAGAAAAUUACAAAAAUGAAACCAUUCAUUUUGAACAACAAAGAGCAAUUACUCAAGUCCGCCAACGGGUUCUCCAACAAGCCUUACAAGGAGCUUUAGGAACUUUGAAUAGUUGUUUGACUGACGAGUUACAUUUACAUACUGUCAGUGCUAAUAUUGGCAUGUUUGGGGCGAUGAAAGAAUUCUAG